Molecule: messenger RNA, 2286 nt
Organism: Carica papaya (papaya)
Lineage: Eukaryota; Viridiplantae; Streptophyta; Magnoliopsida; Brassicales; Caricaceae
Source: RefSeq, a predicted model, not a curated record
GAAUGAAGAUGGAUGUCAUCUGCUUGUGGCAGUGAAAUGGCUGUUUCAUGUAGACCAACUUACAUAGCGACUGUGAGUCGAUUCUGGUCUCCUUCUCCUACUUGCUUAUCUGCAUCUUCUCCUCUCCAACCCAACUCGUUCUUACUCAGCAGAAUUAGCUCUUUCUUCACGCCUUCCUCCAACAUACACACGCGAAGCUCCAAGACAAUGGCUUCUUUGCAUGCUACGGAUGAGAAGUUUACUCAACAGAAAAUAACUGCUCCUUAUGGUUCCUGGAAGUCUCCGAUCACCGCCAACGUUGUCUCCGGUGCCUCCAAGAGACUCGGCGGCACCGCCGUCGACUCCCACGGCCGCCUCAUCUGGCUCGAAUCUCGCCCUUCCGAAUCCGGGCGGGGGGUUCUUGUGAAGGAAGCUGACAUUGAAGGAGGUGAAGCUACUGACAUAACGCCGAAAGAUUUUGCGGUGCGUACGUUGACCCAGGAAUAUGGAGGUGGUGCCUUCAGGGUUUCUAGAGACGAUAUCGUCGUGUUCUCCAACUACAAGGAUCAGAGACUCUACAAGCAGCGUAUCAAUCAUCAAGAUUCCUCUCCUAUACCAAUUACCCCUGAUUAUGGCGCACCAGUUGUCACCUAUGCAGAUGGGGUAUUUGAUCCACGCUUUAACCGUUAUGUCACUGUGAGAGAAGAUGGUCGUGAAAGUAGAGUAAACUCAACCACGGAAAUUGUAGCGAUAGACCUAAACAAUGAUACAGUUGAAGAACCAAAAGUUUUAGUAAGUGGAAACGACUUCUAUGCCUUCCCACGUCUGGAUCAGAAGGGUGAACGGUUGGCAUGGAUUGAAUGGGGCCAUCCUAAUAUGCCAUGGGAUAAAGCAGAAUUAUGGGUUGGCUAUAUAUCUGAGGAUGGAUAUGUCCAAAAACGUAUUUGUAUUGCUGGUUAUGAUCCUCAAGUUGUGGAGUCUCCAACUGAACCCAAGUGGUCAUCUAAAGGAGAACUAUUCUUCAUUACUGACAGGGAAAGUGGAUUUUGGAAUGUCCAUAAAUGGAUUGAAUCUAGCAAUCAGGUGCUACCAGUUUAUUCUCUGGAUGCUGAGUUCACGAGACCAUUAUGGGUUUUCGGCCUUAACUCCUAUGAAGUUAUUGGGAGCCAUGGAGAAAAGAAUUUGCUUGCUUGUAGCUACAGGCAGAAUGGGAGGUCAUAUCUUGGCGUUCUGGAUGAUGUGAACGGCUUAUGUUCUCUGCUUGAUAUACCGUUUACGGAUAUAGAUAACAUUACUUUUGGGAAUCAAUGCCUGUAUGUUGAAGGAGCAUCUGCAGUUCAUCCAUUAUCAGUGGCUAAAGUGACUCUAGACGACAGUAAAUCAAAAGCAAUUGAUUUCAAGAUUGUUUGGUCUUCUUUACCUGAUAGUUUGAAGUAUGAAUCAUACUUCAGCUUGCCAGAGUUGAUUGAAUUUCCAACAGAAGUUCCUGGUCAGAUUGCUUAUGCAUACUACUACGCCCCAUUUAAUCCCUUUUACCAAGCCAGCGAGGAAGAGAAGCCGCCAUUGUUAUUAAAAAGUCAUGGAGGACCUACUGGUGAAACACGUGGAAGCUUAAAUCUAAGUAUCCAGUUCUGGACUAGUCGAGGAUGGGCAUUUGUCGAUGUUAACUAUGGUGGAAGCACUGGUUAUGGCAGAGAAUUCCGGGAACGACUUUUGGGGCAAUGGGGAAUUGUGGACGUUAAUGAUUGUUGCAGCUGUGCUAAACAUUUGGUGGACAGUGGGAAGGCUGACCCAAAACGACUUUGUAUAACUGGAGGUUCUGCUGGUGGUUACACAACCUUAGCUGCACUAGCUUUCAGAAAUACAUUCAAGGCUGGGGCUUCCCUGUAUGGCGUAGCUGACCUAAGCUUGUUGGGAGCAGAGACACACAAAUUUGAAUCCUGCUACAUUGAUAACCUUGUUGGAGGUGAAAAGGAAUACCGUGAGAGAGCGCCAAUAAAUUUUGUUGAUAAGUUUUCUUGCCCUAUUAUUUUAUUCCAAGGAUUGGAAGACAAGGUAUGGACCUAGUUUUUUUUUCCUUAAAUAAGAUCAACAACUAGUAAUUCUUUUAAGUCCACAACUAUCAACAACUACUGAUCUUUUGAUGUCCUACUUUCUCAGAACGAUUAGUAGACUUAUAAGUUGCAAAAGUUCAAUCUGAUUUUUGAAAAAUUCUCACGCUAUUCAUGAACUUAAUUGUUUCCGUAUAAUCAUUUUUUGGUCAUUAUAUCGAGAGACUUGAAGCUAAUAACUAUGACUGUUAUUUUG